AUGCAGGUAAACACGAGAUUUAUCUCUAAAGCUUUUCUUUUUUCAUUGUCAAUAAUUGUGAUACUAUCAAGCACAACUUACUCACAGCAAAAUAAGAAUCUAAAUCAAAUCAAAUCAACAACAUAUUUGUCAGAAAAGUUUGAAUUGGGACCCGGUGAGGUUCUAGCUAAAGGAAUUGAAGAUAUUGAAUUUCCAAGUGGUCAUAUUGGAGUCAAAAGCUUUGAUGUUGAUUUAGUUGACGAGCAAGGGAAUUCUGUACCAUUGUAUGAAACAUACAUUCAUCAUUGGUUUGCUAUAAGAUAUCACUUAAACAAGGAUAAAAAUAUGUCACAUGACAUUUAUGAUCAUUCCAAACCUUUUGGGGGUCCCGAUUACAAAAGAAAUGAUGGAACCUGCAACACGUGGAUUCUACCACAUUAUUGGGGUUUGGGAAGUGAAUCCCGAGGAACCAGUUCAAAGCUUCCAGAUCCUUUUGCGGUUGAACUAGGCAAUCCUACCAACAUUACAGAAGGUUGGGAAGAGAAAUGGCUAUUUAGCAUCAUGGUCAUUGAUACACGUGGCACGGAAGAUAGAAAAAGUUGUAGUGAAUGUAGGUGUGACCAAUUUAAUCUCCCAGAAAAUUUUUAUAAUGAGACAAAGGAUAUACAUGGUAAACCAUUGUCCCAUGAAUAUAAAGGAGGAAUCUUUUGUUGCCAAAAUUACUUUCAAUGCAAAUUGAAAAAUGGAUUUCAAGCGCCAUAUAGAAAACUUGCUCUAAGAUACACAAUAACAUGGAUUGAUUGGGACCAACAUCAAAUCCCUGUUAGAUUUUAUGUACUUGAUUCCACUGAUCGUGUUAUAAUAAAUGGUUCUGAAGUAAUUCAUGAUUGUCAGGCAGAAUAUACUAUUCCUGAAAAUAAUAGUAUUGAUCUUGUUCAUGUUCAAAAAGCAAGCAUCCCAAUGAAAAAAGGUGGUUAUCUUAUCUACGGCACUGCUCAUAUGCAUACUGGUGUUGUUAAUGCUACAUUAUAUGGACAGGAUGGAAGGAUAUUAUGCACAUCAACACCGAGAUAUGGAACGGGAAAUGAAGCAGGAAAUGAAAAAGGUUAUGUUGUUGGAAUGUCUGUAUGCUAUCCAAAACUAGGCUCAAUUAAGAUUAACGAUGGUGAAACUGUGAUUAUGGAAUCAAGGUAUAAAAAUGAAUUUCUCACUGGAGCUAUGGGACAUAUGUACUUCUAUUUGGCUGAUCGACUACCACACACAACAUAG
This is a messenger RNA of Vicia faba (fava bean), 1248 nucleotides long. The record is from the annotation of a GenBank genome assembly. NCBI's taxonomy places the organism in Eukaryota, Viridiplantae, Streptophyta, Magnoliopsida, Fabales, Fabaceae.